Messenger RNA from Dalotia coriaria, 959 nucleotides. RefSeq names its product F-box/LRR-repeat protein 20-like. NCBI's taxonomy places the organism in Eukaryota, Metazoa, Arthropoda, Insecta, Coleoptera, Staphylinidae. Gene Ontology annotation, molecular function: protein binding. The record is from RefSeq and is a predicted model, not a curated record. The transcript has 3 exons. Bases 338 to 856 code for a protein of 172 amino acids. Gene Ontology annotation, biological process: SCF-dependent proteasomal ubiquitin-dependent protein catabolic process. Gene Ontology annotation, cellular component: SCF ubiquitin ligase complex.
GAAUACGAAUAAUACGACUAGUCAUUGUCGGUGCGCGUUCGACGCCGUUGCACUGUGAUGUAGCGCGACACACACUGAACAAACGCAGACAUCGUCUCCGCGUUCAUCGGUAGCUACGAAGACAAAAUAAAAUAAUGCAUUUGUGAAGCGUUCAUGACGACGAGAUACGUUGACAUUGCGUUUAUAUAAGAUUAUCGCCUACCAGGAACGACACAUAGUGCGCUUCGGUCGUCAUUUGUUUACAGUUCAAAAAUCGAAUCAACACUCGUGUUUAUUACCCAAAUCCACUGUGAACGACCGUUUGCUCGUGGCCUAGCGUUGACCGAAGGGGCGAAAUAUGAGUUAUGCAACUAGGAAUAAAUUCGAGUUAACGAAGGCAUUUGCGGAUGACGAGGCACAAAUAAACAGGAAAUUGCCCAAAGAACUCCUGCUGCGCAUCUUUAGCAAUUUAGACGUCGUUUCGCUUUGCCGAUGCGCACAGGUAUCGAAAGCAUGGAAUAUUCUCGCACUAGACGGUUCGAAUUGGCAACGAAUAGAUUUAUUUGACUUUCAAAAGGAUGUCGAGGGACCGAUAAUAGAAAACAUAUCUCGCCGUUGUGGUGGAUUCCUGCGGCAACUGUCUUUGCGCGGAUGUCGUUCGAUUGGAGACAGCUCUAUUAAGACUUUGGCGCAUCAAUGCCCCAACAUCGAGGAUCUCAAUUUAAACGACUGCAAAAAACUUACAGACUUGACAUGUCAGUAUCUCGCCAAACACUGUUUGAAACUUCAGAAGCUCAACCUGGACAGUUGUGCGACGAUUACAGACCAAUCGCUUAAGAGUAUUAGUGAUGGAUGUCCUAAUAUAAACACACAUUAACGUUAGCUGGUGCGGUAACAUUACUGACAAUGGCGUGGACGCGAUAUCUCACGGCUGUCCGCGACUACAAAGUUUUACCAGUAAGGGUUGUCGACGGGUAACA